ACCAAAUCUACAAGUUUUCGGAUAUAAAAGCAUCACUAGCAAGGAUAUGUUUUAAGACCCUAAAGAAAAGAUUAAGAAACAAAAAAAUAAUAAUGAAGUCGUUGAUUUGUCUCUCUUUCAUACUUGUCUCUCUGAUCUCCGCCGUGGAAGGCCAAUCUUCUAAUCGAAUCAACGUAUCGGAUAAGCGCGUCAUUGAGGUAGCCAAUUUUGUACUUUCCAGCAAGGGGAGACCCGAUCUUGUCUACGAGGUCGUCCAGGCUACCCGUCUACCUAAACUCGUAGGUGGCGAAAGUUACGACCUGGUCAUCUCAGCGAAGGAUAGCAAUGGUAAGACCAAGAAUUAUAGGGCCGUCGUAAGUAGAGUGCAUGCCGUGCCUCCUACCAUGACCCUUCUGUUCUUCGGCGAGGUGUAGAUGUUUUGGAUUUUGUAAAUCCUUCUGAGUUUUAUGAUUUAAGACAUUAAAUUAUGUAAUGUCAUUUUGUUGUUGUUAUUGAUAAUUAUGUUUUUAUUUAAAUACAAAUAAAUCGAAAUUGGGUUUUUGAGAUCAAUUUAGAAAUUUGUUACGUGGAGCUCUGACUCGAUCUGCAUUUGCCCUAUAUCCUGCUCCGUUUCGUAGACUAGUUGGCAAGAUAGGUCUCUUGAAUAUCUUCGUUCCAUCUUGAGAGGGACAAAAGUAUAUUACACGCUGGUUUGAUUUCAACUUGGUUUGAUUCGGUUAAUUUGUGAGCAAUUGGUAUUCGUUGUAAACGUUCAUAAAGCAAAUUUGCGUUCUGGUCGUGUUUACUAUCUUAUUGUCCUUCUCAAUUUGCUCCAAAAGCCAAUAGAAUCGUCUGGUUUCUGUCUCGUGAUGGGGUACGAUAGAAUAAGCGCACUGCCGGAUUGUUUGAUAACUCAGAUACUCUUAUGGCUUCCAACCAGAUAUUCUAUUAAGACAAGCGUUCUAUCGACCAGAUGGAGAAAUCUCUGGCUUGAUGUUCCAGGACUUGAAUUACACUCCAAUGACUUGGAUUGUUUCUCCAAAGUUGCCACUAACAACUUCGGUAACAGCUUUCUGAAGUUUAACAGUCAGACGCGCCUGCAAAAGUUCAAGAUCAACUAUGAUGAGUGUAACUCGUUAGUCUUUCCCUCUCAGAUCAGGGAGUGGAUCGUCACAGCUGUUGAUCAUCGAGGGAUUCAGCAUCUAGAUGCCGAGGACCAGAAUGCAAAGUUUUACUUUUGUUUCUUGCCAGUGAAUAUAUAUAACAGCAAGACAUUGGUAUCCUUGAAACUCCAACACGUAGUAGUGCCUCAGAAUCCAGAGCUUGUUUUUUCUCUACCUUGUCUCAAGAUCUUGCACCUAAAAAAAGUUCAUUACGGUAUAGGUGGCCGUUUAUUUUCGGAGAAGCUAAUCUCAGGCUGUCAGGUUCUUGAAGAACUUAAUUUGGUAAGGUAUCAAUACAGUUCAGUAGAAACCCUCCGUGUGAGGUCCCAGACUCUGAAGAUCUUCUGUUUAGCAUUUAUUACGGGAGAGAUUGAUACUAAAGAUUCGGUCGAGAUUGAUGCUCCAAGACUCAAGUAUAUGAGUUUUAGUGAUAGGAUUAUGGUGAAUAAUCUGAAUUCCCUGCUUAAGAUAGACAUCGAUACUGAUUUUAAUCUCAAUCACCCUUUGGUAUCCGAGGUUGUAAAUAAGGGAGAUCUUAUUUACGAGUUUCUCGAGGGUAUUGCUAGUGUGACACAUAUGAUCAUCUCUCAUCCUACUCUAGAGAUCCUUUAUCAUUAUUCUCAAGUAGGACAGUUUCCCCAAUUCUGUAACCUAUCUCAUUUGCAGGCUUCCUUCUCCACCUCAUCAUUACCACUGCUGUCAGUUUUUCUCGAGAGCUGCUCGAAUCUUAAAAGCCUCAUCUUGGACUUUUCUGUUUCAACGGAGCCGGAGCAGAAGAUGGAUCUCACCAAGGUGCCUCAGUGCUUAAUAUCGACUUUGGAGCGUGUUGAGAUUAACAAACUGAAUAUGUGGGAGGGACCUGGGAUGAGACUAGCGACUUAUUUUAUUAUGAAUUCAGCAGUCCUCAAGAAACUCGAUCUCAAUGAUUCUCAUCUGACUAAACAGGAAAUAGAUUUCUACAAUGGCCUUUUUAUAUUGGUAAGAAGUUCUCGAAAAUGUCAAGUUUGCUUUGAUGACGUGCCGUUGAUAAUGCUGGGGAGAAUCUGAGCAACAUCAGUUUGGAAUGUGCGUGUGUGUGUGUCUUUAUCUUAUAGAACACCGUUUUACGAUUUGACAUGUUCGUGGUUUAUGCUUUUCAUUGUGAGCUAUUUAUUUGACCAGUCUGGUUCU
Molecule: messenger RNA, 2312 nt
Organism: Raphanus sativus (radish)
Lineage: Eukaryota; Viridiplantae; Streptophyta; Magnoliopsida; Brassicales; Brassicaceae
Product: putative F-box/FBD/LRR-repeat protein At5g44950
Exons: 4
Coding region: 849-2189 (446 amino acids)
Molecular function (GO): protein binding
Source: RefSeq, a predicted model, not a curated record